GACGGUGUUAGUAUGUGGUUAGUGAACUGAAAUGGCUAGUCGAGCUGCCAGUGUCGUUCGUCAAGUGAAACCAAUUUUAUCUUUAAAUCGAGACGAUGCACGUCGAAAAGUUCUUAAGUUGUACAAAGCAUGGAUCCGUCAAGUACCAAUCUCAAAGUUAGUUUAUGAUAUUCCCAAAAAUGAAGCGGCUUGUAAACAAAAGAUACGUGAGGAGUUUAAGCGCCAUGCUCAUCUUACUGAUUUACGGAUUAUAGACAAAGUUAUUAUAAGGGGUCAAAUGGAGUUGCAAGAGGUAGCUAACAUAUGGAAACCUAAAGGAGCACUUAUGCAUUACUGGAAGGAAACAUGGGAAAAAAAGCCAACUGAUUUCAUGUCAAAAUUUCUCAGUGGCCAGAAUUAAUUUAUUCUGCCCUUACUAGGUAUAUUGCAGAAAUAUGUAAUUGUAUAAUAAUAUAUGUAUUGUCAUGUAUAAAUGUAUGAGAGUUUCAGUUAACUUAGAUAGGUGGAUAUUAAUAAAAUUAUUUA
Molecule: messenger RNA, 525 nt
Organism: Cyphomyrmex costatus
Lineage: Eukaryota; Metazoa; Arthropoda; Insecta; Hymenoptera; Formicidae
Gene: ND-B14
Product: NADH dehydrogenase (ubiquinone) B14 subunit
Exons: 3
Coding region: 32-400 (122 amino acids)
Biological process (GO): response to oxidative stress
Cellular component (GO): respiratory chain complex I
Source: RefSeq, a predicted model, not a curated record